Scutellospora calospora is the source of this 759-nucleotide messenger RNA. The record is from the annotation of a GenBank genome assembly. NCBI's taxonomy places the organism in Eukaryota, Fungi, Glomeromycota, Glomeromycetes, Diversisporales, Gigasporaceae.
AUGACGAAUGAUUGGAUUCAUGAUAAUUAUAUUGUAAAAUCAAUUAUUUCAGUAAUUGGUUGGGAGUUCGGAUUGGCUGCUAUUGCAACCUACUUAGUUAGCAUAUUUCAAGUUCUUCCUCGAUUAGCAUUAAACCAACACACAAUCUAUAGUAUCGAUGCUGACCUCCCUGUAGACCAUCUGACAGCCAAUCGCUUUAUACCAAGCAUUAACUCAGUGUAUAAAGUAUAUUGGAUAUAUAUAAUCUUGUUAACCAUUAUUUGUUUAACAAUGUCAACAUUAAAAGGAUAUUUUCAAAAAAUUGGCGAUGAAACAUUAUUUAAUUUAUUUCAAACUCUUUUAGCAACUGCACUUGGAGUCUCAGAAGCGUUAGGGGCUGUAUGUUUUAUAAAGUAUGGAAGAUUGGUUGUUAAAUUGAUUAAUGAAAGUGCUACACUAGUAGGAUUAAUGGACAAUAGAAAUUCGGGAAAUAAGAAUCGAUAUCUAGAAAGUUAUCGUAUUCAUUUAAAAAAGCUCAAGAUUAUGAAUCUUAGCCUCUCUAUUUUAGUUUGUUGGUUAGGAUUUUUAGGUUUUUGUGUAGCAAUCACGAGAAUAAUGGUAGAGAAAUAUACUCCAUUGUACAUAACUAUAGCAGCUAUAAGCAUAGAUGGAACUGCUAUUAUAAUGUUAAUCACACUUCUUGGAAUCGUUUAUGGCGAAAUGUAUAAACAACGUAGUAUACAAGCAGAAGAAAUUACAACUUCAAUAAAUUAUUCUUAA